Diorhabda carinulata is the source of this 6737-nucleotide messenger RNA. Its product is annotated as coronin-7. NCBI's taxonomy places the organism in Eukaryota, Metazoa, Arthropoda, Insecta, Coleoptera, Chrysomelidae. Gene Ontology annotation, molecular function: protein binding. The transcript is spliced from 16 exons. Bases 237 to 3857 code for a protein of 1206 amino acids. The record is from RefSeq and is a predicted model, not a curated record.
GACAGAAGUGUCAAGCUUUCCCGGUGAUGGGCGUAUAGAACAAAAGUUGAUUCAUUUUAAAUCAAUUUAAUAAUUCAAAUUACGCCCAAUUAUAGUUUAAGUACUAAUAUUAUUAAUUACUAUUAAGUAUAUAUAGUAGAACCAAAACUGAAGUAUAUUUAAUAAUAUUUAUCCUAUUUACAUAGUAUAUUCCUUAUUAGGUAUACAAAUUUUAUGUAAGUGAGAAAAUUUAAAUCAUGGCGUGGAGAUUUAAAGCGAGUAAAUACAAAAAUGCUGCCCCUAUUGUCCCUAAACCCGAAAAUUAUGUUCGAGAUAUCAGUGUGGGUUCCUAUCAAACUUAUGGAAACAAUAUUGCUGCUUCUGCUAAAUUCAUGGCAUUUAAUUGGGACCACUCGGGGUCUAGUUUGGCUGUGCUCCCCUUAGAUGAUUACGGCAGAAAAGGAAAAUUAUUACCUCUUCUGCACGCUCAUUCUGAUACUGUGACUGAUAUUUCUUUUUCGCCAUUCCACGAUGGACUUUUAGCUACAGGUUCUCAAGACUGCUUAGUAAAAAUAUGGAACAUUCCUAAAGAAGGCUUACAAGAAUCGCUUAGUAAUGCAGAAUCUACUUUUUCUCAUAAACAACGUAGAGUAGAAUUAGUUGGUUUCCAUCCGACGGCCGAUUUUCUUCUUCAUUCCACUUCUUUCACUACUUUAACCUUAUGGGAUUUACUCACAGAACAAGAAUUGUUUUCAAAUUCUGAUGCCUCAGAAGUAAUCCAAUCUGUUAGUUGGAAAAGGGAUGGAACACUACUGGCUACCUCAGCAAAAGAUAAACAAGUACGAAUAGUAGACCCCAGAUUAGAAUCAUCCUGUAUAAAAUCGACAAAUUCCCACCCGGGAAUUAAAGAUUCCAAAGUAGUUUGGCUCGGUGAACAAAAUAAGAUUUUAACAACAGGAUUUGAUGCUCAGAGAUUAAGACAGGUGAUAAUUAGGGACCUUCGUAAUAUAUGCGAACCAGAAAAGACUUUAGAAUUAGAUUGCUCUACUGGUAUAUUGAUCCCAUUGUAUGAUGCUGAUACCGGUAUGCUCUUUUUAGCUGGAAAAGGGGAUACAACCAUUAUGUACAUGGAAGUGACCGACAAGGAUCCUUAUUUUAUAGAAGGUAUAAGACAUUCCGGAGAACAAACAAAAGGGGUCUGUUUAGUACCGAAACGUGCUUUAAAUAUAAUGCAGGGAGAAGUUAACAGAAUAUUGCAACUGACCAGUUCUUCCGUAAUUCCAGUGACUUAUCAAGUACCUAGAAAAACAUACAGGGACUUUCAUUCGGAUAUCUAUCCAGACACUCCAGGUUAUAUAACAGAACUAGUAUCGACUGAUUGGUUCCAAGGAAAAAACGUUCCUUUACAAAAAAUGUCUUUAGAUCCAGCCAAACGCGAAAAUGGAGAGGAACCAAUAGUCGUACAUAGGGGUAGUUUACAACAAAUGCGAGAAGACUACAACAAUCUUAAACUGAAUUCUAAACCGGAACCACAAAAAACGAAAUCGACGCCACAAAAAGUUGAUCUUCAUCCUGUUAAGGGAUUGAUCAAGGAUUUUGAGAAGGAUAAUAAACAGAUCGAAGAAGAAAAUAAUGAUAUUAAUGCAAAAAUCAACGAUAAUGAAUUAGAAAAGAUAACUUCUAUAAUUCCCCCUAAACCUUUACCGAGGACAUCGAGAACAAGUUCAAUUUGUGAUUCCCAAUCAAUCGAUGAUGCUAAUGUACCUAAACCCGUUGCUAGACCUCGUACAAACAGUUGCGCCCCCGUUGUUACUUCUGUUAGCCCCAUCGCACCUGCCUCCGGUGGAUACAAGCCACGAUUGGGUCCGAAACCGUUUACCCCACCGAACCUCAACGACUCCGAAAACACUUUUUCUAAAGUAUUUUCAGUACCGGCUGUACCGACAACGAUAAAUCAAGAAAAAGAAGUACCGGAUGCAUCUAAUAUAAAAACCGAAGAAUCGAAUUUGAAAUCAGAAUCCGGUAACGGAAAAUCUGCUUCUAGUGGAGAAGAAGAAGCUAGCAGCGAUUCUGGCUACGUACCGAAAACUCCAAGUACCGCAGAACGUAGAAAAUUAUUCGAAAAAUCCAAUUCCAAAGAAAAUGAUCCGGAAGAAAUGGAUUCUGUUGAUUUCGAAAGGGGAUCAUUGCAGAGGGCUAGUAUCGCCGAAAGGAGAAAAUUGUACGAAAAUAGGUCUAUGACUGUACAAGAACAAGGUUCGGAUAAAAAGGAAAAUUCCCCGGUGAUGCUUAGACGAAAAGAUUCAUUAAAAAAUCGUAAAAAUACCGAUGAUGUUUUGAAAGAUGAUAACAAUAGAAAAAGUAUGCCGAUAGCUAAACAGCAAUCAAUGGAUCCGGUUGGAAUGAGGAAAUCAGAAGUGUCUGUACCAACACCAAAAAGAACCUCCACUGUAUUCGGUCGUGUUUCGAAAUUUAGACAUUUAAAAGGUACUCCGUUACACAAAUCGUUCCAUAUUGAAAACAUCAGGAAUCUAAGUAGACAAAUACCCGGUGAAUGUGAUGGAUUCCAAGCUAAUCCAGAAAGAGUGGCCGUACCUCUAAGCGGACCUGGCGGUAAAAUCGCCGUAUUCGAAGUAAAUAAAACGGGACGGUUACCGGACGGCGUAAUUCCGGCCUUAGUUCACGGUAAUAACGUCAUGGAUUUCGCAUGGGAUCCUUUUGAUACGAAACGAUUGGCGGUCGCUUGCGACGACGGCGUCAUUAAAUUAUGGAGAAUUCCAGAGAACGGUCUUACGGAACAAACGAACGAAGCGGACGAAGAAUUCAACGCUCAUUCCGAUAAAAUUUAUUUCGUCAAAUUCCAUCCAACGGCAAAGGACGUUUUAGCUUCCGGCUCCUACGAUAUGACGAUCAAAUUAUGGGAUUUGAGUACUUUAACGGAAAAAAUCGUGUUAAAAGGACACACGGAUCAAAUUUUCAGUUUCGCUUGGUCGCCGUGCGGUUCUUAUUGUGCGACAGCUAGCAAAGACAGUAAAAUCCGCAUAUACAAACCUCGAGCUAACGAAUAUCCAGUAAGGGAAGGUAAAGGUCCCGAAGGGAACCGAGGAGCCAGGAUCACUUGGGCUUUGGACGGUCAUUUUGUAGUAGCAACCGGUUUCGAUAAAGUAUCCGAACGACAGAUUUACGUUUACAAAUCGGACAAUCUCAUCAAUCCUUUGAAUACUAUCGGUUUGGACGUUUCUCCUGCUAUUCUGAUUCCCCAUUACGACGAGGACAGUUCGACUUUGUUCGUUACAGGAAAAGGCGAUUCAACUGUAUACGCUUUCGAAAUAACCGAAGAACAACCGUUCAUCUGUCCUUUGAGUCAUCACAGAUGCACUUCUCUGCAUCAAGGUUUAUCGUUUCUUCCGAAAAAUGUCUGUGAUGUAUCGAACGUUGAAUUCGCCAAAGCUUUUCGACUUACCAAUAAUUCCAUUGAACCUUUGUCGUUUACCGUACCCAGAAUUAAGACGGAUCUCUUCCAAGAUGAUUUAUUUCCCCCAACUAGGGUAACUUGGAGCCCGACAAUGUCCAGCUUGGACUGGUUCAAUGGAAAAGAAAAGCUACCACAAAAAAUAAGUUUGCAGCCCGAAGGAAUGGAAUUAUUAUCGGAAUCCCAGGGCCAGGCGAAUAGUGGUGCGGAAAGGACAAUAAAUAAAUCAGCAUCUAGUCCUUUUAUAGGUCUUAAUCAUGGUAAAGUCGGUUGGGACGUCGACGUCAGUGACGUUAAGAAUAAACAAGACGAAAUAAAAAGAUCAGUCAGCAAUAAAUUACAAGUCAACCUGACUCUAGAGCAAGACACCAUGGAAGGAGUGGACGAGAAAGAAUGGUUGGAAUAAAAUACUCCAAAAAAAAUUGAGAAAAAAAUAGCUAAAUAUUAAUAUUAUAUUUAAAAUUUAUUCGAAAGAUGUUGUAUCCGGAGUAACAUUUUGUAAUAACUGAAAAACACUUACAGCCUGAUUAAUUUUUUCCUAUUUUAUAUUAAUUACAAUUAUCUUUCAUCUUUUUAUAUAAAAGGACAUUGUAGAUAGGUACAAUUAAAAAAAAUGGUUUGUUAUGGUUAUUUUUGGCAAAAAAUAUUCCGAAAUCCCCGUUAAAAUUGAGAAAAUGAUUUGAAAAUGUGGUACAUUCGUGAAAACACUGAAAUGACUCCGAAAUUUUUGGAAAAUCGUGAAAACCUGUAUAAUUGGUAAAAAAAUUAAGUAUACUAAAAUCAAGACAACUAUUUAAAAAAAUCAGAACGUCCCCCUAUAUAUAACCAAAAAUAACAUAACAACCGUUCAUUAGCAUUAAUAUCAAUAGUAAACAAAAAAAAAUCAAUUAUAAGAUAAAUGCGGAAAAAAUCUUCGCUCAUACAAAGCUUUCUACUCUUAAAACAUAUUUCAAGAACCCCCCUCGUAUUUCCUAGCUCAUUUAAUAAAACAAAUUCAAGGUCCCCCUCAUAUAGCAAAACACUGAAAUGUUUUUCGACUAAUUUUUCAAAGAUUUAUUGUUCCACUUCAAGAUCCCCCUCGUAUUUCAAAGCUUUCUAUUCCUAAAACCAACUACAAUAUCCCCCUCGUAUUUCGUAGGUUUCGUAAAACAAAAUCAACGUAUCCCUCGUAUAACAAAUAAUUAUUUUUUAAAUAUUUGAAAUUUUUCACAGUAUGUUUCGAUUAAUAUAAAACAAACUUCAAGAUCCCCCUGGUAUUUAAAAGCUUUCAAUCCGUAUUACAAAAUUGAAGAUCCCCCUCGUAUUUUUAAUGUUUCAAUCCCCAUAACAAAAUUCAACGUUCCCCUCGUAUAGUAAAACGCUGAAAUGUUUUUGAUUAUUUUUCAAAGAUUCAAUGUUUUUUUUUACUUUAUAUACAGUAUGCGCCGAAACUUAUAUAAUCAAUUUCUUCUUUUUUAUAUAAAUAUUUAUAUAUGUAUGUGAAAUUAGCUUCGUGUAUUCUUAAAGAAAAAGCAAUACGUGGAAAAAUGUAGUUUUUAAGGUAUAUUAGAAAUGGAAGUAAGAUUUUUUCCGUAUAUCAAAUUUCAAUUCAACUGCUUUUCAUGAUUUUUUCUGUCAAAAUUUGACAUAAUCACAAAAAAAAUCAUACGACUUCUAGUCAGUUGACAAAUGCUUUAAUUACGGUAAAUGUUUGAUCUCUACUUUGAGCUUCUCUAAUAACCAUUCGAAAUAAUGAAAAUUUUUUUUGUGGAAACGUUUUUUGAUAAGCAGUUGGUGUGCCAAAAAGAAAACGACCAAUUGUUUUUAGUUUUAUAUACGUGCUCAAUAUUUCCAAUAACGUAGUGACCUAUUUGUAUUUGUCUUUCCAAAAUAAGUGGUGUGUAAGAAAAGUAAUAGUAUUUGGCAACGUUGUAGGCGGUGAAAACAUUGAAAUAACCAAAAAAUUUGAAUAACUCUUGGAAAUAUGCGGAGAAAUUUAAUAAAGAGGGAACAUUUUGGAAAAUUCUGUAGAGUAAUUGGAAAAAUUGUUGAGAAGUUGAUUGGAAAAAUUUUGGCUGGAAAAUUGGAUAAAUUUUGUAAAUGAAAAGCUUCUGGUAAGAUUCUGAUAUUGAAUAAAUUUGAAAACUGCCAAAAAACUCCUAAAAUUCAUGCAAAUUUGAACAAAAUAAUUCAUGAAAACCUUGAGAAAAGUUGAAAAAUUAGUAAUUAUCGGAAAAUACUUGGAAAAAUGGGGAAAACCCUAAAAUAUGUGGGAAAUGUAGAAAAUCAUUAGAUUUUACUCGAAAUAUUGAGAAAAUAUCGAAAAUGAGAAACUCUGGAAGUUUCUGAUAUUCGGAAAAAUUUCAAACCACAACAUAAAAAUCAAAAUUUGCCGAAAAACUAAUAAAAUUCAUGGAAAUUUGAAUGAAAUAACCUUGGAAAAAGUGGGAAAUUCUAAACAUUUCGUAAAAUUGAGAGAAAUACUUAGAAAUUGAGGGAAAACCUAUAAUAUGUGGAAAAUGGUGGGAUUUUGGCUGAAAAAUUGGAAAAGUGUGUAAAACGGGAAGCUCUUGAAUGUUCUGUAAUCCGAAAAAUUUGAAAUUCCUAACAAAAAAAUGUAAUGUGCUGAAAUCCUCAGAAAAUUAAGAGAAAUAUGGUAAAUUUGGAUAAAAUAAUUCAUAAAAAACUUGGAAAAUCGAUGAAAAUAUAUUCGAAAAUUCCGUAAGAUAUAGAAAAUUGAAAAAUGUGUUUGGAAAGUUAAAAAAAUGUGAAGUUUGAAGUAUAAACUGAAAGAUACAGAAAAAACCAUUGAAUUUUACCGGAAAACUAAUAAAUUUCAUGGAAACUUGGAAGAAAAUAAUUCAUAAAAACCUUGGGAAAAGCUGGAAAAUUAGGAAAUAUAUUUAUAAAAUUAGGAGAGGACCCAAAAUAUGUCAAAAAAGGAAAAUUAAUGAAUAUAUAUCUAAAAAUUGGAUUGGAAAAUCUCGUAAAACAAUUGGAAAAUUGAGAGAAAUUGAAAAUCCAAGAUAUAUUUUUCUAUUAAACAUAAACAUAACCUCAUUGUUUUAUAUUUCUUGGAAACCCUUGGAAACUAUUUGAAAAAUUUGACAACGUUGUACAAAAUUACUUUUUUCAAGACAUGCACCGAUUUCUAUAGUAUAAAACCCAUAUAUAUUCAUAAAAACCGAUUAAACAUCGUUUUGUAAAAAAUAUAUUUGGGUCACUGAUGAAUUCAUUGUAUUUUGAUAUAUUUUUUUUAGACUUUAAGUAUUUUAUAUUAAAUAUUUUUUACAGUGGGACAACAAAA